UUGGCUGCUCUGUGGGGACACUGCUGCUCGUUCAUUCGGAUCUGAAUCUUUCCUAAGUGCUGUUCAGGUCUUCCGAUGAGUGGAAGCUCUCAGUAUGAAGACGGCCGUGGAUCUCCACCGUGCUGCCUCGGUGUUAGCUUGCUGCAUUCUGAUCCUCAUGGCCGGCGCCUUCGCUCAAGGAAUUGAAUGCAAACAUGGCUGUCAUUCAGUAAAUGGAUUCUGUGAAACUACUGGUGAAUGCAGGUGUAAGUCUGGCUGGCAGGGAGAGCUUUGCGAUCAAUGCAUUCCUUUUCCUGGCUGUUUACAUGGAGACUGCACGAAACCUUGGGAAUGUGCAUGUGAGGAAGGCUGGACAGGCAGCCUCUGUGACACAGCAUCCAACAGCUGCUCACCUGUACAGCCCUGUGCUAAUAAUUCUACAUGUAUAGAGAGUGAAGAUGGUGGCUUCAUAUGUAUCUGUGGACAGGGGUUUAUAGGAACCCAUUGUCAAUUUCGGAAAGGGUCUUGCCACAACAAACGGCCACGUUGUCAGAAUGGAGGAAGCUGUUUUGAUGAUAACAAAGCUUAUUGCUUUUGUUUGCCUGGUUUUACUGGUGACUUCUGUGAAAUAAACAUCGAUAACUGUCACCCAAACCCUUGUGCCAACAAUGGAACCUGCACAGAUCAGUUUUCUGGAUUCAGCUGUACUUGCCCUAAUGGAUUCACUGGCAAAUUCUGUGAUUAUUCAGUCAUAUCUUGCCUUAGCCAUCCAUGUCAAAAUGGAGGCACUUGCCAUGACCAUCUUGGAGGAGGAUUUUAUUGUGAUUGCCUGCCUGAAUAUGAGGGAGAAACUUGCCAAACACAAACAUUUAAUCAUGACACAAAGCACAAUGUUUCUAAGCAUACAGUAACACGUUGGAUUAGACAUGGCAAACCCCUCCAACGACCAUUGCAUAUCUCUCAUAAGUCAACACAUCAACAAGGUAAUGGGAUGUUGACAAUCACAGUCAAAGAAACCAUUCACAAAUCCAACUCACUGCUCAGUAGUAGUCAGAUGAUGUGUUUUACUGUGCUUGGAUUAUUGACAUGUCUUGUGAUCCUAGGGACGACAGGGAUUAUUUUCUUCUACAAGUGUGAAAUAUGGCUGGCUAAUGUUAAGUAUCGUCAUCUCCUCUGGAAACAGAGGAAACGUCUCCAAGAUAAAGAUGAAGACUUUUCAGUCAAAAUUAUCUUUCCAAGUGUGAAUCAAUUGACAAACUAUGGAAAAAACUAUACAUCUAUCUGA
Messenger RNA from Hemiscyllium ocellatum (epaulette shark), 1264 nucleotides. Its product is annotated as protein delta homolog 1. The record is from RefSeq and is a predicted model, not a curated record. NCBI's taxonomy places the organism in Eukaryota, Metazoa, Chordata, Chondrichthyes, Orectolobiformes, Hemiscylliidae. Gene Ontology annotation, molecular function: calcium ion binding. The transcript is spliced from 5 exons. Bases 95 to 1264 code for a protein of 389 amino acids. Gene Ontology annotation, cellular component: protein-containing complex; plasma membrane. Gene Ontology annotation, biological process: heterophilic cell-cell adhesion; establishment or maintenance of epithelial cell apical/basal polarity.